Protopolystoma xenopodis is the source of this 1314-nucleotide messenger RNA. Lineage: Eukaryota; Metazoa; Platyhelminthes; Monogenea; Polystomatidea; Polystomatidae. The record is from the annotation of a GenBank genome assembly.
AUGGAUUCGACCUACAAACAUGUUGCUGCAUCGGGCAUACUGGAAGGCAAGGCAGCAGCAGGUGCAGAAGAAAAGGAUGAAGAUGGUGCUGUGACCCUGGGACAAGGGAAUGCAGUCGAAGGAGCCGAGCACGCCGAACAAAUCGUCGCCGAGCAUGAACACACAAACAGGUACGGCGAAGACGAAGAUGGUGGUGACUAUGACGAGGAUGAUGAGGACGAUGGGGAAGAAGAUGACGAGGAUGGCGAGGAAUUGGAAGAGGAUGAGGAGAAAAAGGGGGAAGAAGAGGAAGCCGAGGACGAGGGCACAGAAUAUUCUGUAGGACCGGCUUCUACAGGGCCUUAUCGUCACGGUUACCUGUCCCAUCUUCACCUCCAUCAGACUUUCUGUUCGCCGCAAUGUCCUCAGUCCGUCGGCCUGUUCACCUACGCGCCUGGUUUGAAUUCGUUGCGUGAAGAAGUUGAUGUUCGUGCAUCGGAUACCUACUCUUUUCAAGCCCUCACUACCGCCGAGGAUACCGCAGCAGAGGUGAGGCCAAAACUCGUCUCGAAACCUGGCAGUCCUUCGACUCACUCGCUUCCUUCAAACAACCUUUUAAGCCUGACAUACACAAACAGUUCUCAGACAACAUUUUGCCAGCCCAUUCAUGCUGGUAAAGAGGACGAAGAUAGGAACAAGCCAACAAAAGAGGACUCAGUCAUGAGUGAUGCCAUAGUGCCCACCACCUCCUCCAGCAUAUGCCAGUCCUACCAAAGGCCAACUCUCAUCCACACAGACCUCGACUUGGCUCGCCGGCCGGCCGGUAUGCCUACCUACACAAUACUUCGAGCUGGCGAGCCUGUCUUCAAGCCGAAAGCGUUUCGUCGGCGUUGCCAAACAACCCAGAAAGACGAAGCCGACGCUUGCUUUAUGCCGCAGAGACCGAUUGCGCUUCUGCCGGACGCUGCCGAUUCCAGCAUUCAUUCUCCCAUCCAUCGGCCUUCAGCGGCCUGGAUGAACGGGCUACCCAGUACCUCGGCACUUUCCCCAGAACCCUUCCUUUCGACCAGUGCCCUAUCACCGGGACCGUGUCUCCUCCUCGACCGCCUCAUCACCAACCAGACGACAGGACCGUCCAAUUCGAGCGGCGAGACUAUGCUGGAAGAGAUGCACAUGCUGCGGCUGCCGGAGGAGAAGAGAACACCGACCGGACUGCCGACAUCACAUAACGGUUUGAUGGAUGAACUGGCCCUCCAAGCAUCCAACUCUCGUCCUUUAACUGCCAAACAGAUCGAAGGCUACCAGGAGGAUAUUAAGCCAAACUUUAUCAGGUAA